GAGAACCGGCGCGUGCAUGUCCCGUUACAGCGGCCAGGUGUUCGGUACCGGACAGAUCUUGUGUAGUCUCCUCCCGUUCUCUCUCAGGAUGAUCCGUCCUCUGCUCAUGUGCUUCGUGCUCUGCGUCGUUUACGGCAGCAGCAAACCGACCGAGACCAAGAAAGACCGCGUUCAUCACGAGGAGCCUCUGAGCAGCCUGGAGCACGACGACGCCAACAACCACGACUACGACCACGAAGCCUUCCUGGGACAAGACCAGGCCAAGACCUUCGAAAACCUGCCGCCCGAAGAGAGCCGGCGCCGCCUGGGCGUCAUCGUGGGGAAGAUGGACAGUGACGAGGACGGCUUCGUGUCGGAGGAGGAGCUCCGGCUUUGGAUCCGCAGCGCUCAUCAGAAGCACAUCCACGGCAGCGUGGAGCAGCAGUGGCACGACUUCGACCAGAACCACGACGGACACAUCAGCUGGGACGAGUACAAGAACGUCACCUACGGAACCUACCUGGAGGACCCGCAGGCCGACUCGCACUUCGACUACGGUCACAUGAUGGCGAGAGACGAGCGGCGCUUCAAGGUGGCCGACAGGAACGGAGACCUGCUGGCCGACCGCGUGGAGUUCGCUGCCUUCCUGCAUCCUGAGGACCACGAACACAUGAGAGACGUGGUGGUGCAGGAAACGAUCGAAGACAUCGAUAAGAACGGCGACGGCUUCAUCGACCUGAAGGAAUACAUCGGUAAGUUCUUGCGUCUCGUUCACGCAGCAGAAACAUCGUAA
This is a messenger RNA of Scomber japonicus (chub mackerel), 772 nucleotides long. RefSeq names its product calumenin-A-like. The transcript has 5 exons. Gene Ontology annotation, molecular function: calcium ion binding. The record is from RefSeq and is a predicted model, not a curated record. Bases 17 to 772 code for a protein of 251 amino acids. Gene Ontology annotation, cellular component: endoplasmic reticulum. NCBI's taxonomy places the organism in Eukaryota, Metazoa, Chordata, Actinopteri, Scombriformes, Scombridae.